AUGCAAAAAGUAAAUACAUCACCUCAAUAUGAUGUACCUGUCUCAGCACAUGGUAGUGAGGGUACAAAUCCUGCUGAUGCUGCUAUGUGUGGAAUAAAAAUCGUCUCUGUUGGAACUGAGGCCAAGGGAAAGAUUGAUAUAGAAGAGUUGAGGAAGUGGAGGCCAAGUAUAUAUGGGUGGUGCCAACUUGAAUGCUCUCAGAAUUAUUACCCCGUUCUUUUCCGUGGAGUCAAUGGAACAGUUGCUCAUGAAUUCAUCAUUGACCUGAGAGGCUUUAAGAAUACUGCUGGAAUUGAGCCUGAAGAUGUUGCAAAGCGCCUCAUGGACUACGGUUUUCAUGCACCAACAAUGUCAUGGCCUGUGCCUGGCACACUCAUGAUUGAGCCAACUGAGAGUGAAAGCAAGGCUGAACUAGAUAGGUUCUGUGAUGCUCUUAUUUCCAUUAGACAUGAAAUUGCUGAGAUUGAGAAAGGAAAUGCUGACAUUAACAACAAUGUACUUAAGAGCGCCCCUCAUCCACCAUCACUGCUCAUGGCUGAUGCAUGGACAAAACCAUACUCCAGGGAAUAUGCAGCCUUCCCAGCUCCUUGGCUCCGUGCUUCAAAGUUCUGGCCUACCACAGGACGUGUUGAUAAUGUGUACGGUGACCGCAACCUGAUUUGCACCCUUCUGCCAGCAUCACAGGCUGUUGAAGAACAAGCUGCCGCCACAGCAUAGUGUGUUCAAAUGACAACUAUUUUCAUUUCCCGUUGUACAUAAACUCUUAUUCCUAUUCAUACAGUUCUUGCACCUCUUGAAUAUUGCUUCAUCAUAUGUGAUAAUGAUGAUAAUCCACUGCUCUUAAGUUUCAUCCAA
Glycine soja is the source of this 855-nucleotide messenger RNA. Its product is annotated as glycine dehydrogenase (decarboxylating), mitochondrial-like. The record is from RefSeq and is a predicted model, not a curated record. Lineage: Eukaryota; Viridiplantae; Streptophyta; Magnoliopsida; Fabales; Fabaceae. Bases 1 to 717 code for a protein of 238 amino acids. Gene Ontology annotation, biological process: glycine decarboxylation via glycine cleavage system. Gene Ontology annotation, cellular component: apoplast; chloroplast envelope; glycine cleavage complex. The transcript is spliced from 8 exons. Gene Ontology annotation, molecular function: glycine binding; pyridoxal phosphate binding; glycine dehydrogenase (decarboxylating) activity.